This is a messenger RNA of Petromyzon marinus (sea lamprey), 4670 nucleotides long. RefSeq names its product RAS like family 10 member B (gene RASL10B). Gene Ontology annotation, molecular function: GTPase activity; GTP binding. Lineage: Eukaryota; Metazoa; Chordata; Hyperoartia; Petromyzontiformes; Petromyzontidae. The record is from RefSeq and is a predicted model, not a curated record.
AUCAUCAUCAGCAGCAAGCAGCAGCAGCAGCAGCCGCAAUACGGAGCAGAGCAACUGCAGCUGCGGUAUAACGCAGAAGACGCACGCGCGUGUGUGGCGUGCGUGCACAAGACGGGGCGCACGCGACAGAUGCUGGCUGGCGCGUUAUUGUUACCGGGCGGGGUGGCGUGGCUAUAUAUAUAUAGCGUCAGGGGGGUUGUGUGUGUGCGUGAGUGUAGUGAGAGGGUGCGUGUGUGAGUACGUGCGCGCGUGCGUUGUAUUUAUACGUUCCUGUUCGCGCGCGGAGGACGGCUUCGAUCAGUGGUGGAGAGAGACAGAGCAGUUGUCGACUGCACCGCACGAGAUGCAGCGUCGUGUCAAGAGAUGAAUACAUUUAUGUUCGGAAUUCGGGCAUCGGGCAGCGGAAACAUCGCCGCACGCUUCAACGGAGCGCUCCCGGAAUGCGACGCCGCGAGGCCCACGUCAUCUCAAGUCGCGCUCCACUAGAACUCUCGUCCAACACGAGGCAAUUUGGUGACCACGGCCGAUAGCGUCCACUUCGAGAGCACAAGUUUAAUCGGGGGCGACUGAAACCCGCAUUUUAUCCCAGGAUCUUCUGACACAAGUGCUGGCCGGCUUCGUCCGUCUGGCACAGAACCGGUCAUCCGAGCCACCCAACCACCUUUGUCUGCGAGUGUCAAUAAAUCGCCACAUUUCAGGUUCACGCAGGACACGAGUGCCCGGACUUUCCACCUGGGGCCACCCUUGGGCCACGCUUGCUCUCACACCAAGACCUUCUGUCGGCGUGCCUUAGACGGAGAAUUGUGACGGUGUUUCCCUUUUGCUUCCGUGAGAAAAGAAGAAAAAUCCAUCCGACCGCGACGAGGCUUGAUGCGCGCGUCGAGAUACCGCACGUGCCGUGUCUUGUGCUUUUUGUACUUUUUGUUCACCCUGAUGCUCGUUGUUGUCGUCGGCUGACGUCCAUUUUGCAAGAACGACGACGACGACAACAACAACAGCGGUAGCAGCAGCAGCAAUAAUAAUCAGCAACGCUAUGAGUCCAAAAGCAGCGAUGGCGACAACGGCAACGAGAGCGACGUGAACAUCGGCAGCCGCGGGGUCGUGAAGAGGCUGCGCGAGAUGCGCUGCUCGUGACGCGACGCUCGUGACGCGACCGCGUCGCUCUCUUUGAUUCGGCAAGCGGUGUUAAGGGCAAAAAAACGUCUCUCUCGAUAGCUUUUUUUUUUUAAACGCACAACUUCAAGAAACGAAGCAUUGAAAACUGCAGUCUUCCUCCACCGACGGCCCUCUCGACGCGUCAUCACCGCCGAGCAUUCGGGAGGAGCGUGCGGAGUUUUGUGGCUUUUCGCCGAGCGACCAAAGACUUCGUGGCGGUUGGGGGUCGGGCCUUGGUUGGGGGUGGUGGGAGGGCGGGGGAGUGCAACAGCAAAUAUUGUACUGUACUCCGCUCAACCAUUCGAGCAGGAAAGGCGCAUCGCAGAAUCGUCACGAGGUGGCCACCUUCGUCAGCGAAAUCCUCCAGGCACAGGAGGCAACUUCUUGGCCACGCGGUGAGCCCCCCCGAGCCAAGCGCUAAGGGCUGUGGUGGUGGCGGUGGUGUUGUUGUUCAUAUCGUCGUUUUCAUCGUCGACGGAAGCUGCUUGCGAGGGCACGGCGAGGCGGAACAUGGCACCGGAGAGCCCGAAUUCGGUAGCAACCGCUGGAGGCGGCUACGCGCGGUGUUGAAGCGACGAAAAGGAGAGGGAGACGGAGAGAGGGAGAGAGACACGGAGGGAGAGGGAGGGAGUGAGAGAGAGGGAGCGAAGGAACUGCCACGGCGCCACGAAGGCAAGCGGCGGGCCCACGAUGCCACACGAUGGUGCCGGCAAGACGCACGCGUAGCUGGAGUCACACCUCGGGCCGAGCCAUGGUGGAGACGUUCAAGGUGGCGGUGCUGGGCGCUCCGGGAGUGGGGAAGACGUCCAUCAUCCGGCAGUUCGUCUCCAACGAGUUCGGCGAGACGUACGCGCCGACGCGCACGCGCGCCGUCUACGCCCCCGCGCUCGUCAUGAACGAGCGCGUGCUGGAGCUGCGCAUCCUCGACGUGCCGCCGAUCGCCUCCUUCCCCCUCAACUCCUUCCAGGAGUGGUCGGACACGCGGUGCCGGGGCCUGCGCAGCGCCCACGCCUACGUCCUCGUCUAUGACAUCUGCUGCUUCGAGAGCUUCGAGUACAUCAAGGUGCUGAGGCAGCAGAUCCUGGAUUGCAGGGCUACCGAAGUCCCCAUCCUCAUCGUGGGCAACAAACGCGACCUGCAGCGACGGCGCGUCAUGCCGCGGCGCACCGUGGCGCAGCUCGUCAAGAAGUCGUGGAAGUGCGGCUACGUCGAGUGCUCGGCCAAGCACAACUGGCGCGUGCUGCUGCUCUUCCGUGAGCUGCUGCGAGGCGUGGGCUGCGGCGGCUGCAAGUUCGCGCACCCCUCAAUCCGGCUCCACGGGGCCCUGCGACGCAACCGCUGCAGCGUUAUGUGAACGGGGGCGUGAUGGCUGGCCACACACCACCCCCCUACCCCCCAAAAAAAAAAAAUCCGGGUUUUAUUUUUUACCGCCCCCCAUCACCGGAACUCCGGUCCGGGGGGGGGGGAAAUAAAAGAGGGGGGGGGGGCCGAGAUCCACCACGCCGGGUUUUUGUAAUCGCCCGGUGACACCGGCAGGUGGGUCGGUUGGUUGACGAGAGCACAACACGACCCCUGCUGUGUGAGCCGCUGUUGGGCUUGCGGCACGGGGAAACACACGGAGCGGAGCCCGGCGUGCCGACGGGACCUGGAGUCGUCGUCGUCGCCGCCGCCGCCGCUGCUGCUGCUGCUGACAGCGGUCGGACGAUGUGAUUGUGAGGUUGGAUGAGACGGAGACCGAUGAUGAUGAUGAUGAUGGUGGCGAUGAUGAUAAGAUCAGCGUGUGUGCAGCUGGUGCAUCAGCUGUCCGUGACACUUAACGCCGCUGCGGCUGACCUUGCAGUUGCCGCUGAUGCUUCGGCAGAUGCCACUUGUCAGUCACUUGUCAGUCACUUGUCAGUCACUUGUCAGUCACUUGUCAGUCACUUGUCAGUCACUUGUCAGUCAUCCGCGGCGGCGGCGGCGGCGAUGGACUGGAGAAUGGACGAUCACUACCGCUAUUAAUGUAAUUACAGUUGUGCCAUUGUUACGAAUUGUUAUUUAUAUAUUUUUUUAAAGUCCACGUUCAGUGGUGAUGUUAGCACCCGCCUCACUUCUUUUUUUUUUUGCGACGAAGUAGAAUCUAGCGCCGAAGUGGAACGGUGCGCUUCUCUCGCAGAGGACGUUGCCAGCGACAGCUUCGUCGUUGUCGUCGUUGUUGUUGUUGUUGUUUAACGGCGACGCUCUGUUGACCGCAGGGGAAAACAACUGAGUAAGAAAGACAUCGCAGGAUCGUGAGAGAUGGCGCAGGCAUGUAGGGGGGAGGGCUUUAUCCAGCAGUGGACUCACCAUGGCUGAUGGUGAUGAUGAUGAUGAUGAGGCUGAUGAUGAAACACUGGGAAUUAAAGUUGCAUGCAACUCGGAGGAAGUUUGCUCAAAACCAGUGGUUCUUCUUCUUCUUAAGCUGGGGCGCACGCACGCCCUGCAUGUGCUGCCAGAUGCCCUUUCUGGGCUGUAAUAAGACAUGUAACAAGACAUGGGCCAGAUUUGUUUUUAUAUAUAAGCUAAAUCAUCGAAAAACGAAUUAAGCACGGGCACGUUAAGUUACAACGUACUUUGUUUCAUCAAACCCCAUGUAUUUAUUUACGUUAUUUAAACAAAAAAUGAUUGACGAUCGAGAACCAACGGGGUUUGCAAGUAUUGCGGUCAAGGUUUAAGAGCCACUGGAAUUUGCUGAACGCCUGUUCCACGUUGUUCUUGCACUGGCAACGCGCACUCUUUGAGUUGGCUGGGUAAGGUCCCGGUGGUUAUCACGGAAUCCCGCUCCUACAGCAUCCUACAACAUCCUACAGCAUCCUACAACAUCCUACAACAUCGCGUGAAGUGUCUAUCAUGUUUACACCUGUCAACCCCACACACACACACCCACGGUUUGCCCGUAUUCUUGUACAAGAGGGAAUUGAGCAAAACUAUUUGUUUGUAUGUGUGUCUUAUUUGUUUGUGUUUCUCCCUCUUGUGAUGGGACUUUGUGGGAUGAACGUUGAGAUUUAUAAGGGGGCACGGGGUGACCAAUAAGGUCUGAAUUGGUCUGUAAUAAGGGCACUGAUAAGGGGUUGACAAGGUAUUGCAAUGGCGAGGUGACGUUUGCUAAGAAUCUGCAAAGAUCCUUGUCGGUAUCAAGCUAAAUAACACAAUGCUCUUUAGAUUUGUUUUUUUAUUUUAUUAAUAACUUUCCUUGUUUUUUUUGCAUCAUGAAAUAUACCGAGAAGGCUUUUUGUUGUUGGGUGUUUUAUUCAUAGGCCGAGCAAGGGCCGCCCAGGAAAGAGUGGAGGGCGCGGUUCGGGCCUGCUGCCAGUCUAUCACAAAGAGACACGGGGCCGUGGGUUGAGUCGAAUGGCUCAGUGCGCGUGUAACUUUGUUGCGGAAUUAAAAACAAAUAAUAAAUCGCAAUGCCGUCGCAACGUUUUCAAGAUGACACAUCGUGCAACGUUCGAAAAACGCAACAAAGUUACGGGUGGAAAAAAAUUGGACCUUUUUUU